Messenger RNA from Tetranychus urticae (two-spotted spider mite), 1797 nucleotides. RefSeq lists its product as uncharacterized. Lineage: Eukaryota; Metazoa; Arthropoda; Arachnida; Trombidiformes; Tetranychidae. The record is from RefSeq and is a predicted model, not a curated record.
UCACUCUCUUUCUGGUUCUGGUUUGUUGAUGCUGCUCUUUCUGGUUUCCUUUAUCACAUGUUGGCCCAAUGUCGGCUCAAUUUUUUUCUAAUUUGUUAUUAAUUAACAAAUCAACAUUUAUCGCCGAAGAUAUCGCUUUUCUGACGAGUUUCUUUUGUUUACAAAAAGACUUACCCCAGGAUAGAAUCAUCAAGCCUUGGGUAUGGAUCUUGAUUUUGUGUAUAGUUAUCUCAUUACUACUUGAUUGGAUAUAUCAUUUGUCUGGUGUUGCUUAUAUUUCAACUGUGAUUUGUUUGCCUUAUAUUUUUAUAAAUUUAUAUAAUCUACUUCGUUUCAAGUAUUGUGAGAUCCGAUUGAAAAGUGCUUUUAACGGACUGUGUGAUUGCCUUAAAGAAACUCACAAAUUGCUGAAAAAAUUGUUGAAUUUGGCGCAGGAAUUACAAGUAAUCGAGAAAAACUGCUCCAUAACUGACAUCAAUAGUUUAAAAGUAGCUAAAUCGACUUUCGACAUAACAGUUAAGCUAUUUAAUGUGCUUAGAGAGGAAACCAAGCAGGCAUUAUCGUUACCAGCAACCAUUGAAGAUGUUAAUCAAGAAAACAAUUAUAUAUCAUGUCUGCCAAGCGAGCUAUUUGAAGAGCUUUUAGAAGAGGAAAAUCCUACCCCUUAUCAACUGAAGAGCCUGAUUCAAUUGAUAAGAAUCCAACAAUCAGAAUUUCUUCGAAGAAUUCUAUGUGCUCACGUUUCUGGAACACUUAAAGAGAAAUGUCAGAUUUUUCAACGCAUUAUCAAUUCAUUACAAUAUUGUAAAAAAGAAAUUUCACCUUUAUAUGCUAAACUUAAAUCCAUCCACGCUUUUCAUCAUUCAUCACAUUAUAAACAAGACCAAAUACCUCCUGCAUCACCAUUAAACCAUACCGCAUUGGACCAUAGUUAUUCCAUAAGACAGAUUCGCCUUCAUCUACGAACCGCUUUGGCCAUAUUGGAAAAUAUUGAAGAUUUCAAUAAAAAACGUGACAUUACCGAAGAUCUUUCGAGAAUAGAGAAAGAGCUUGUUUCUGGAAUUGAAAAUGUUAAAUUGAUUUCCAGAAAAUUUUUCAAGAAAGACAAUUCGGAAUUUACUGAGCCAAUCGAUUCUCUUCAAGAAAAACGGGAAAAAGAAGAAACUCGAACUAUUAUUAUCGGAGAGAAUUACCAGCCCAAAAUAGAGGACCAAGUUUUUGAAUUGUUCAUAGAUGAUGAUGAUUGUUUAGACUUUCAAUAUGAAGAUGAUAUUGAGGACUCAACAAUAAUCCAAGAUGAUUUUGCAGCAAUAUCUUCCAAUUUAUUCCAAGAACUAAAGACUGCUCUGAUUCCCAAAGCUAAAGAAAUACAAGAAAGGGAAGCCAAAGCCUUAGGAGUGCCCAAAGAAAGCGUGCCUAUGCAGCUGAAUUUUGAAAAUGUCGAUCCAAAGCCCAAAAAUAACAAUUCCGAAAUACCUUUAUCAUUAAGACAGGAGAAUCGAUUUGCCGAUUUACUCUUAAAUAACAGUAGCCUGACAACUAAUUUAGCUGCACGAGCAGCACAAAUUAGUAAAGAUUUGAAUCUCAACAGCCUUGAAGAAUGUUUCGGUGAUACUGAUGAAGAUAGUUGUGACGAUGGUCAAAUCGAUUGAAGCUUAAUUUUCUACAUUAAAAUGAUAAUUCCAACUGUGAUAAAACUAAAAGAGCCAAAAAGCUUCACGAAAUGUCUCAAAACAAAUUGUGAUUUUUGUUAAAACAAACUUUUUUAUUAAAUCUUUACCGAUUUUACAAGCUUUA